Cyclopterus lumpus (lumpfish) is the source of this 3405-nucleotide messenger RNA. It is a transcript of the gene ccdc82, whose product is annotated as coiled-coil domain containing 82. The coding region runs from base 331 to 1035 and encodes 234 amino acids. NCBI's taxonomy places the organism in Eukaryota, Metazoa, Chordata, Actinopteri, Perciformes, Cyclopteridae. The record is from RefSeq and is a predicted model, not a curated record. The transcript has 2 exons.
AACAGAAUGUGCCGUAACUCCUUCCAGCGAAGAAGUGAGGGCCACAACAAUAACACACCGCUAGCUACACUGAGACGAAGAUCUACGAAAUAUCCCGGAUUUAGCCCACACGUCCUAUUUUAACAUAUUUAGGCCGAACGUUUCCGUAAAUAGUCCAAAAUACGUAGUUAAAUGCAGGCGCCAUGUUGUGCUAACGUCACUAGCAUGCUGUCGUGGUGACGCGCGGGCAACACGAGCUAAGUAGCCGCACCGUUAGCUCGUUUGCAGCCAGCUCGGUUCUCUUCUCGGGGUUCUGUUUAAUGUCACUGGGCUCUGGUUCCGCGCGCAGACAUGGAGAGCUUGUACAAGCGGAAGAUGUUCGCGUCCAUGCGGAAAACCAAAGUGGACGCAUCGAAGAAGAGGCAGAUCGGCCUGCCCGCCUCUAUCCUGGACGACAGUGACGAAGGCUCCUUCUCCUCCUCCUCCUCCUCCUCCGAAUCCCAAUCCGACUACGAGAGCUCUCCGGGGGAGGACAGCGAGCAGGAGGACCCGGCCCGCAGCGAGUCCGGGUCGACUUCUAGCGACCACAGCUGUUCCGUGACCCGCAGAAAGCGCUCGUUCUUGGGAGGCGACAACAGCUCCUCGUCCUCCAGUCCCGGGGAGGAGGACAACACCAAGGAGGAGAAGGGGAAGAGGAGCCAGACGAAGAGGAUGGUGCAGCCAAAGAAGCGGAGCAGGCUGCAGCGGCAGGACGAGUCGGACUCGGACCAAGUGGAGGAGAAGCGGAGAGAGGAGGCAGAGAAGGAGAAGAGGAGGCAGAGACACAGCAAGCUGCUGGCGCUGUCACGGAGGAUGAAGGCCCGGGUCCCGAGCCGCAGGAGGAGCCGCCUGAAGCAGGGUGGAGGCAAAGAGGACAAGUUCAAAGAAGGUGAGGAUGAGGCUGAUGGUGAUGAAGAUGUAGGCAGAGGAGAAACCGCCAACAACAAACAGGCCGAUGAAGCAGGCAGCGUGGAAGAGAAGGACUCCGAGGCGGUGAUAGAAGAAGAAGAGCAGUAGCAGGGGAAGAAGUAGAUCUGCUCCUUGAUGGAGAACAGAGAGUGAAAUGUGAAGAACUUAAUACUUAAACCAUCUAAAAAUGAGUCAUAACUGCUAGAUCGUACAAUCUUUCUUCAUCCUGCAGCAUUUAAAACAAAAACACUCAGAACUGGAGUUACAAGGUCAUAUUGUGUUGCCACAGAAACAAAACAUUGGUGACAUGCAACAAAAAGGUGUGCAGAUGGUUUCGACAGGCUCGUUGAUCCGUUAUGUAUUUUGUAAUGCUCAUGGAUAUCUGACUCCUCGUUCCCUGUCAUAUGAUAAUUCGUAGUGGUCUACCCCUGCUGAUCUACUGACAUAGAUCAUGUCAAGUUAGUUUUAUUUAUACAUCUCAAAAUUAAAUGUCCCCUGUAUUGAUUCCAGAUCCAUGUCACGACUCCCGUGUUACACCGACAGGUGAGCAGGGACGGCAAUGCUAUAUAUGACGGUAUUUUAGUUUUUAUGACAUUUUUAUAUGCAUGCUUCUGAAUGGGUAGAGCAACUGCAUGGCAUCCUGUCAGCCAUCUCAAAGUCAACAAUUCUCCAUGUUAUCUUUUUACUUUGUUAUGGCCAUUCAUAGGGGCUAUUUGCAGGAAACACGCAAUUCAAAUGAAUAGAAAAUAAAAAAAUAUGUUCAUUUAAAUACUUGCGUUGAUUAAUAAAAACUAUAAGUUAUAAUUAUGUAUUAAACGCUGCUUAAAGCAAGUGUUAGGAAGUUACAGAAUUCCCUCUUUAAUAUCCAUUUUAUAUUGAAAAGUGAAACGAUUUUUUUCAAACUCACCAAAAUCUAAAUUUUACAAGAUAACAUUGAACACAUCAUAUCAGGGUUAUAAUAUAUAUAUAUAUAUAUAUAUGUUUACUGAGUAGGCGUUGAAUGCACCAUGCAAGUCAACGGGAGCUCUGUUAACACUAUUUAGCUCCGAAUCAGAUGAAUUUAGUUCCAAAUGUUUUAAGAUUGUUUCUACAUAACUUACGUUAGUUAGACUUGAUGUCGAUGUAAAACUGCAGCGAAGGCACAUGUUCAAAUAUGAACGGCAAAUCUGAUCAGCCCAUUUCCAUCGGAUCGAUCAGUGAGUGCCGACGCUCUUCCGGUCAGCACGCCAUAGACACAUCUCAAGUCAUGCCGGUGUACUUUCAACCCUUUUCUACCUUCAUUCAUAGUUUGAAUGCAACACCAUGAAAGUCUUAACCUGCAUUGAUUAUUGACAUGUUCUAGUGUUUUUGACAAUAAGAAGCAGCAGUGUUGUGCACCACGUCAGCAAUUUGAUCAUUUAUUCUAGCUAUGCUAGCAAAUAUCCAUAGUUGUUAAUUUGUUCUGAAAUGAUUAUUAUUUUUAAAUUCUGUUAAGCAGUUUCAUCUCUCAGGGGACAUCGUUCACAUGUGGAGUGACAAAAUCAUUUUCACUUACCACUUACUGGCCUUUCUGGACAUUUCAACAUCAUAUUCAUGGUUUUCAAGACCAGGGGAACUAGAAAAUAAGUUGUUUUGUCGUGGCUGAAAGCUCCUCAAACAGCUAGUAAGUGGACCUAUUAUGUUGUCACACGACUAUUCCCAAAGGCCAAUAAUCAUCCUUCAUGCUCAGACAAGUGACAUGCUUUUUAUAACAGGCAUAUGCCAGUAGAUCAACAGCAGCACACCAGUAAUCAACAGUGGCAUGUCCCUCAGAAUUGCCGAUACCAAAAUAAGUGGGGCUCUAAUGACAGGGCUGCAGCUGUAAUAUCAGUGCAUGUGCAGAGCACACAGCUGAACACGGCUUCCUUAAUUGUUAUAAAGACAAAGGCAUAAGAAACAUCCAAUGAGAAGCUUUCAUUCUGGUUGAGUUCCGAGCCCCUUUCACUUGCUGUUCUGUAUGAAGGCUCCAGACACAGUGGUUCCACCACUAAGCCACAGCAGAGGUCACAGGGGUCACCAUGGCGGGACUCCACCCACACACAGACCCAGCGCUGUCGUGUAUCUCGCCACGCCCCUUUGAUGACAUCAUGUUCAACGCCGUCAUGUAUAGACACCCUGCUUUCCGUGACGCUGAAUUGAUGUGACGUCUUGCAGUGCACAGCGCACGCCAGCAGGGGUCAACCUCCACUGCUGAGCUGAAACAUGGGCAGAACGUUACUGGAUGUGUUUAGACCUCUUCUAACUACAAACACAGUGUAUAGCCAGGUCAUUUUAUUAUUCUACUGCCAGUCUGCCAUUAACACCUGCAUAUCAUCUCCCAUGUGCCCACUGACGUGCCAGCACCCUGUAUGUAUGUGCAACGUCACCGAGGGUCAAAGGGAGAAAGGGAGCGGUGAACAUUGCAGUACAGUGUGUGUACAGUUUGGGCUGUUUGUCGGUGAAUAAAUGCUACAACUCCUA